Messenger RNA from Penicillium paradoxum, 180 nucleotides. RefSeq lists its product as uncharacterized. Lineage: Eukaryota; Fungi; Ascomycota; Eurotiomycetes; Eurotiales; Aspergillaceae. The coding region runs from base 1 to 180 and encodes 59 amino acids. The transcript has 2 exons. The record is from RefSeq and is a predicted model, not a curated record.
AUGGCCUGGGAACAAGCCGAGGAGAAGGAUGUCAAGGGGGUCGCUGUCAUGCUGUUUCUCACGGACCAGACUGCAGACUGUAAUACCGCUUCCUGUUAUCCUUUACUCGGGAUCUCUGGGCCAGAACAGCGAUUUUAUCUGGGAAGUCUCACGUUGAUCUUUAUCAAUGGACAUGAAUGA